This is a messenger RNA of Phalaenopsis equestris, 2778 nucleotides long. RefSeq names its product sulfate transporter 3.1-like. The transcript has 12 exons. Gene Ontology annotation, biological process: transmembrane transport. NCBI's taxonomy places the organism in Eukaryota, Viridiplantae, Streptophyta, Magnoliopsida, Asparagales, Orchidaceae. The record is from RefSeq and is a predicted model, not a curated record. Gene Ontology annotation, cellular component: membrane. Gene Ontology annotation, molecular function: secondary active sulfate transmembrane transporter activity.
CUGUCCCUCCUCCGGCCCAUCCACACAUCCCACUCCUCUUCUUUAUAUAAGUCUAUCCAUACCCCUCCAUUUCCUAUCACCUGCAAGCCCCUCAUCUCCCACACUCAUCCUUAAACCUCCCCUCAAGCUCCUCACCCCUGCUUCCAAAUUAUUCUUAAUCACACUAAUCACCACACUAAUCAAUCCAUUAAGAGCAUUAAAACCCACCACUUAAUGGGAAACACCGACGCCGCCUACAUGGCCGGCGUUGAGCUCGCCCACCGAGUUCCCAUCCCCCCUCCUCGCCCCUUCAUCGACACCUUCCUCUCCAACCUAAAAGAAACCUUCUACCCCGACGACCCCUUCCGUCAGUUCAAACAAGAAAAAGGCGGCCGGCGAGUCAUCCGUGCCCUCCAAUACUUCCUGCCCAUCCUCGAAUGGGCUCCAAACUACACUCUUAGCUUCUUUCGCGCCGACCUCAUCGCCGGCAUCACUAUAGCCAGUCUUGCCAUCCCCCAGGGCAUCAGCUACGCCAAGCUAGCUAAUCUUCCUCCUAUACUUGGGCUCUAUUCGAGCUUUGUGCCGCCGCUGGUGUAUGCGAUGAUGGGGAGUUCGAGGGAUGUGGCGGUGGGUACCCGCGUGCUUCGCCGGCGUUCUACAGGCGGCUGUGGGCCUGCUUAGUUACCCGGUUUACAUUAUUAUCAAAUAAAAGACAACCACACUUUAACCUCCUAUAGGACUAAAUCAUGUGUGGCUGCAUGCAGGCUUGGGUUUAUAGUCGAUUUCUUAUCGCACUCAACCAUAGUUGGGUUUAUGGGUGGAGCAGCAACUGUAGUUUGCCUGCAGCAGCUGAAAGGGAUUAUGGGACUCGAGCACUUCACCACCAACACUGAUCUUACCUCAGUGCUAGAGUCCAUCUUCUCACAAGUUCAUCAGUGGAGGUGGGAGAGCGUAGUUCUCGGUUGCGGCUUCCUUUCCUUCCUCCUCACCACACGCAUCUUGAGCAAGAGAGGAGCCAUGUUCUUUUGGCUAUCAGCAGCGGCACCAUUAACAUCGGUGAUAUUAGGAAGCCUCGUGGUGUUUUGCAGCCAUGCCGAUACUCAUGGCGUCCAAGUGAUUGGCCAUCUUACCAAGGGGCUGAACCCUCCCUCUUUGACCAAAUUGACAUUCUCUGCGCCGCACGUGAUGGUGGCCCUCAAAACCGGAAUGGUCACUGGAAUCAUUGCCCUUGCAGAAGGAAUUGCUGUGGGGAGAAGCUUCGCCAUGUUCAAGAACUAUAACAUCGACGGGAACAAAGAGAUGAUUGCAUUCGGAACCAUGAACGUGGCUGGAUCAAUGACAUCGUGCUACCUUACUACAGGACCUUUUUCACGAUCGGCGGUGAAUUACAACGCCGGUUGCAAAACAGCAGUGUCCAACGUGGUGAUGGCAUUGGCAGUGAUGAUCACUUUAUUAUUCCUCACCCCUCUGUUUCACUACACUCCUCUGGUUGUUCUGUCAUCCAUCAUUAUCUCGGCCAUGUUAGGUCUUAUAGAUUACGAAGCUGCCUUUCACCUAUGGAAGGUUGAUAAGAUUGAUUUCUGCGUCUGCAUUGGUGCUUACCUUGGAGUCGUCUUUGGGAGCGUCGAGAUUGGACUUGUUACCGCGGUGGGGGUGUCAAUACUUAGGGUUUUGUUGUUCAUUGCGAGGCCAAGGACGACUAUGUUGGGCAACAUUCCGAACUCCAUGGUUUAUAGAAGAAUGGAUCAGUAUCCCGGAGCGCAGAGUAUUCCUGGUGUUCUUGUGCUUGGCAUUGAUGCUCCAAUCUAUUUUGCUAAUGCCAAUUACUUGAGAGAGAGGAUCUCCCGAUGGAUAAACGAGGAAGAAGACAGGCUUAAGAUUAGCGAGAAGGCCAGCUUGCAUUAUGUGAUACUUGACAUGGGUGCUGUGACAAGUAUUGACACAAGUGGAAUAAGCAUGAUAAAGGAGAUAAAGAAAGCUCUGGAAAGAAGAGAGCUUCAGUUGUUGCUGGCCAAUCCUGGAAGUGAGGUGAUGAGGAAGCUCGAUAAAUCGAAGGUGCUUGAGAUUAUUGGUCAUGAUUGGGUCUUUCUAACUGUAGGAGAAGCUGUUGGUGCCUGCAAUUUUAUUCUGCACACUGUAAAAACAGGAAAUCAUAUGGAAAAUGGAGCGGGGAUAGGCUUGGAUAGCCAUGUUUGAAAGACUGCUAUAAGAUUAAUGUACUCAGUUAUAUCCUUUAACUGAGUUCUAAGAGCUCUGCUAAUUCGCUAAGUUAUAGGAUGGUAGUUAUCAGCUUAAGUGUGCUUCUUUGUCCUUUUUAUAAGCUUGUGGAAGCAUUUUUCUUGCUUUGCAAGCCCCUUUGGUCGAAUUUAGUAGACCAUCUUUUGUCUGUGGAUAUUGGGUUCGAGCGUUUUGCCACCCUUUCAAGCAAUUGUAACCAUGAUUGCGUUGUAUUAUCUUUCAAUUAAUUUAAGAAUUAAGUGGAAGCUGCUAUGUAUGUUUUUGCUGCAAAUGAUACAUAUGUUUUUUUUGGCACUUGCAUGCAUAAACUCCUUACGUGAUGGUACUUUAUACAAAGAACAUGGCAGCCCUAAUCCCAAGAAAAAAGAAUAACUUGGGAGGACAGAAUGACCGAUCGGACACGUUUGGUGAUGGACGAUGGAUUAGACACUAGAAAAGAAUUUUUAGAUCGAGCAAUCAGAAGAACAUGCCAAGAAAUUCCCCAUAGGAUGCCAACCAGGUCUCAGGUCAAUCGGCAGAUUACUCAGCCUCAGGUCAAGCAUCGACGGUGUCAAGGCGAGG